This is a messenger RNA of Trichechus manatus latirostris (Florida manatee), 2900 nucleotides long. It is a transcript of the gene RXRB, whose product is annotated as retinoid X receptor beta. NCBI's taxonomy places the organism in Eukaryota, Metazoa, Chordata, Mammalia, Sirenia, Trichechidae. Gene Ontology annotation, cellular component: nucleus. Gene Ontology annotation, biological process: cell differentiation; retinoic acid receptor signaling pathway; response to retinoic acid. The transcript is spliced from 10 exons. The record is from RefSeq and is a predicted model, not a curated record. Gene Ontology annotation, molecular function: nuclear steroid receptor activity; nuclear receptor activity; retinoic acid-responsive element binding. The coding region runs from base 161 to 1771 and encodes 536 amino acids.
UCGGCGCUGUCAUUUUGGUACAGAGCAGAGCGAAGCGCUUAAUUCGACCCGGUCAGGCCGAGAGUCUUUUUCUCUGGGCCUUCUCGUGCUCGCUAGUCCCCCGAUCAAUCCUUGGGAAUUCCUGGCGCCUCUCCGGUAUCCCUGUACUCAACCAGGAAUCAUGUCUUGGGCUGCUCGCCCGCCCUUCCUCCCCCAGCGGCAUGCCGCAGGGCAGUGUGGGCCGGUGGGGGUGCGAAAAGAGAUGCAUUGUGGGGUCGCGUCCCGGUGGCGGCGGCGACGGCCCUGGCUGGAUCCCGCGGCGGCGGCGGCGGCGGCGGCAGCCGGAGAACAACAAACCCCGGAGCCGGAACCGGGGGAGGCUGGACGGGACGGGAUGGGCGACAGCGGGCGGGACUCUCGAAGCCCAGACAGCUCCUCCCCAAAUCCCCUUUCCCACGGAGCCCCUCCCCCUUCUCCUCCUGGGCCACCCCUGCCCCCUUCAGCAGCCGCAUCCCUUGGAGGCACUGGGGCUCCGCCCCCACCCCCACUGCCACCACCUCCACUGGGCUCCCCCUUCCCGGUCAUCAGCUCUUCCAUGGGGUCCCCUGGUCUGCCCCCUCCAGCUCCCCCAGGAUUCUCCGGGCCUGUCAGCAGCCCCCAGAUUAACUCAACAGUGUCGCUCCCUGGGGGUGGGUCUGGCCCCCCUGAAGAUGUGAAGCCACCAGUCUUAGGGGUUCGGGGCCUGCACUGUCCACCCCCUCCAGGUGGCCCUGGGGCUGGCAAACGUCUGUGUGCAAUCUGCGGGGACAGAAGCUCAGGCAAACACUAUGGGGUGUACAGCUGUGAGGGUUGCAAGGGCUUCUUCAAGCGCACCAUCCGUAAGGACCUGACCUACUCGUGCCGGGACAACAAGGACUGCACAGUGGACAAGCGCCAGCGGAACCGCUGUCAGUACUGCCGCUAUCAGAAGUGCCUGGCCACAGGCAUGAAGAGGGAGGCGGUACAGGAGGAGCGUCAGCGGGGGAAAGACAAGGAUGGGGAUGGGGAGGGGGCUGGGGGAGCCCCUGAGGAGAUGCCUGUGGACAGGAUCCUGGAAGCAGAGCUUGCCGUGGAACAGAAGAGUGACCAGGGCGUCGAGGGUCCUGGGGGAACCGGGGGUAGCGGCAGCAGCCCGAAUGACCCUGUGACUAACAUCUGUCAGGCAGCUGACAAACAGCUCUUCACGCUCGUUGAGUGGGCGAAGAGGAUUCCCCACUUUUCCUCCUUGCCUCUGGAUGACCAGGUCAUUUUGCUACGGGCAGGGUGGAAUGAGCUCCUCAUUGCCUCCUUCUCGCACCGAUCCAUUGAUGUCCGAGAUGGCAUCCUCCUCGCCACAGGUCUUCACGUGCAUCGCAACUCGGCCCAUUCCGCAGGCGUAGGAGCCAUCUUUGAUCGGUCCCUCUCCAGGGUGCUGACAGAGCUAGUGUCCAAAAUGCGUGACAUGAGGAUGGACAAGACAGAGCUUGGCUGCCUGAGGGCAAUCAUUCUGUUCAAUCCAGAUGCCAAGGGCCUCUCCAACCCCAGCGAGGUGGAGGUCCUGCGGGAGAAAGUGUAUGCAUCACUGGAGACGUACUGCAAACAGAAGUACCCUGAGCAGCAGGGACGGUUUGCCAAGCUGCUGCUACGUCUUCCUGCUCUACGGUCCAUCGGCCUCAAGUGUCUAGAGCAUCUGUUUUUCUUCAAGCUCAUUGGUGAUACCCCCAUUGACACCUUCCUCAUGGAGAUGCUUGAGGCUCCGCACCAACUGGCCUGAGCCUGAACCUAGAUGUGGUGCUCUUCACGCUUGAGGAGUGUACAUCUCAGAGAGACUCCAAGACCUGGGGCAGGGUGGGAGGGGCCAAGUUCCCAGACCCUUGGUAGGGUGAGGAGUGCAGGGCCAGAGCUGAGACCUUCAAGGGGGUCCAUAACCACCACCACCCCCUGCCAGCCCAGGAGUUUUCUUAAUAUCUCAAGUCAGAGGGGACUCCCAUCUCCCUGCAGUGGCCUUGAGUCUCUGGAUUUGUCGAGGUCUCCCAUCAUUUGGGGUGAUUUCCCACCACCUGCCUGGAAUGGUCUCCUUUCCCCAGCACAAAGCACUGGCUCUGCUCCCAGGAUUUUGCUCCCUUUCUCAUCUUGCCUCAUUUAUUUCCUCAUUAGAAGAGUGGAAAUGGGGAGCUCCCCCAGAGAUGGAUGUUGGGGGGCAGGCCCCCCAAACAGAUGGACAUGAGAGUGGGACUCUGACAGGCCUUCCUCUUCCCAAGCCUGGCAGCUGGGGUCACUUUGGAAGAGGGAGGGGGUCCUGUGACUGACUCCUGUCUAGAGUCUCGUUUUGUUCUCACCUCUUGCAGUCAGACUGAAAAAUAAGGUGGUGGUGGUUAAGAGCCCCUGGGGAUGUAGGAGGCAACUUAACUAUUUUUAAUUUCCUGUGAGGAUAGAGACUUGCAGUUAGACUCAAAGAAGUACUGUACUUCCUCAGUUUGACUAAGAAAUGCCGGUCGGUGGGUUGAGGUGGGUGUUUGGGAAAGGCAGGGCCCUGAGAUGGUCUGUCCCUGGGGCUCUCCAAGCACUGGCCUUCCCAACCAUGCCUACCCCCCACCCCCCAUCCCUUCCUAACUCAGGAGAAGGGGCCUGGGCUGCAAUGGCCUUAGAUGGGGCAGGGAGGGCAGGGGACUGUUUGGUGAGUGUAAUCCUCAGGCCUUUCCCUUCACAGCUACCCCCAGCCCUGGUCACACGGUGUAGGAUGGGGACACAGGACCCUGGUCUGAGAGUUGAGGAGAGGUGGUCAGCCUAUGGAGAUGGGGUGCUGGGGCUGCAUGAUUUUUGCCCUGCAGCUCUUCUCUUUGGGUUUCCUUUCUCCUCUCACUCACACAUAAAAUCGCUUUCAAAUUAAAAUCGCUGCUUUU